AUGUAUUAUAAUGACAUGAAGGAAUCGCAACUGGUGGGAAACGAAAAGAACCAACCAUUACAAUUAGAGCCUCCGAAGGAGAGUUCACAGACCUCGGCAACGAAGGUGUCGGUUAUCAGUCGGCCAGCCGUCAAAUUCACAACACCACCAAACUACGCAUCCCCAAAGACACAUGUCCACGGCUACGUUCCAGCCCUCUGGCGAGCAUCGAUAUUACGAGGCCAUCAGCAGAUGAAACGAAUCAAACCACAGCAACAGCCGCUUGAUCGACUAGCCAGGACAUCAUACCCCAUACACCAUGUGGCACGAUUUGCAACAUCUGCCAGUCUAGUUCGCGACACCCAUCGACGCGACAGUCAGGCACAUGGAUAA
Messenger RNA from Pochonia chlamydosporia 170, 372 nucleotides. RefSeq lists its product as hypothetical. Lineage: Eukaryota; Fungi; Ascomycota; Sordariomycetes; Hypocreales; Clavicipitaceae. The record is from RefSeq and is a predicted model, not a curated record. Bases 1 to 372 code for a protein of 123 amino acids. The transcript has a single exon.